UAUUAGGGGAAGUGUAGUCAACAUGUUUGUAUAUAUGUAACAUUCAGGAACCCAAUGCGUGCGUCAAACUUGAAAAACAUUGCAAAAGCUAUACAAAUAGGAGGAAAUAAAAUAGCAGCAAUCUAAACCAUGACAGCUGAUUCUAGCGCACGUAAUGUAUUUCGAAAGAAUGGUGUUGCCAGCUUGGGGAGUACUCACGGUCGAAAUCUUAUUACGACGGCAAAUCCAUCCGGUGGAAGUAGCGCAUCUUUACUGCAAAAACAGUUAUCAUUUAAAACACCAGUUGGUUCGAAACAAAUCGGCAAGUCCGAUGAAAUUGAAAUAGUUGAUAGCUCCAACAUCGAAAACUUUAAUGCAGGAUAUAACAAGAACAGCAUUAUUGGAUGGAUUUGUUGUGCUCCAUGUAUAUGGUUUCGAACUUCUGCGGCUGUUCAUAAAAUGGCCAUAACAUCUGCAACCUUAUUGGUGACUACUUUGCUUGUAGCGUCACCCAUACUAUUUUUGAUUAGUACGGCACCGUCUCCCUUACCUCGAGAUUGCUAUAUGGAAGGCGACCGUUGCUCAUCACCCAUCUCUUCACCACCCGAAUGCAUGGAUGUAAUUUGUGAAUCAGUAGCUUCCAGUAUUCAAGCCAGACUAAAUUGGAACAAGGACCCAUGCACAGAAUUCAAGAAGUUUAGUUGUUGGCGGAAUUCCCGAAACAAAAAUAUAACAAACCUAAUUGAAAUGGGAAACUCUCAAAAAAGUGUUGAUACUCAAAUGCUGUCCUUUUUCCAGAAUAAAGCUAUGGACGAAAGAUUCAAAAUAUUACAUCAUUUAUAUGAAAGCUGUUUACAACAGACCACUAACUCAACUGAAAUGCACCGCAUAUUUGAUAGUUUGGGCGGAUAUCUACCAGUUGGCUCUACUGGACCUUCAAGUAUUGCACCCUUGAUAGCUAAAAUUUAUGAACUCGGCCCAAGCCCAUUAGUUGAUUUGUAUUAUGAUCUAAGCUAUGGAAGAAGACCUCACAUUCUUCUUAUAAUAAGUGGUCCAAGCACAUCGUCAACUAUCUUAGAGCACAAAAUACGUUGGAUCAGCCCAAAAGCACCCCCAAGCCGUAUACGACAAGGACUCCCUAAGCUUUUAUCAGAUUUGGUUGACAAUUUUCUACCAUUUUUUGUAUCAUAUGAUCAAAGAAUAUCAGAAAAAGAUACAAUUUUUGAAUUUGUCAAGGAUCUUAACAAGCUUCAAGUCGAAUAUUCACGUCGGGGAUUUUGGGAUAGUUCUGUACUGUAUAAUAUAUCGAUUCUACAGGACAUGUACCCAGUUCUUAAUUGGACACUAUUAAUCCCAAAAAACUGGAGUGGUCCCAUAAUUGUCAGAAAUGGUGAUUAUCUCAAAGCUUUGAAACAUUUUCUCACAAAAUAUCCGACUAGAGUUGCACAUAAUUCAUUGCUUUUGCUAAGUGCUCUAGAAAUAUUGCCAAGGGAUUAUCCAAGUCCUGAAGUGUGUACUCGGUCCACAAUGUGGGCGUUGCCUGAAUUAGCCUCAGCUUUAUACAUUGCACAACAUGCAUCCAACGACUUAAAGGACAUUACAAAACGGGCGGAAUUAAUAUUUAAAUCAUUGAAAGCUCAUUUGAAAAGAGCUCCUUCAUUAAAAGGAGCUGCUCUUGUAAAGCUAUCCGCGUUGAAAAUACAAUCACAGACGUGGGAAGGAUUUUCAAAUGUAACCGACUUAGUAAAGUCCCUAGAAAGCUUGAAUAUAAAUGCCGAAUGUUGGUUUCAAAAUAUUUUAGAGAUUUAUAAAAAAAACAAAUUAGUUCCCAACGAAAUUAAUAUGCGUGAAGGCUCACAUGAAGCAUGGGCAUAUCCUAUUGUAUCAACUACAUUUUACGAUACACUUAGUCAUUCAAUCGUGGUUCCACUUUCAGUCAUACUCAUACCGUAUUUUAAUGCAGCGUUGCCGCCCUACCUACAUUAUGCUUCUGUUGGCGUUUCCAUAGCCAAAGAAAUUUUGCGGUCUAUAACGAAAUCAUUUGACGAAAAGGCAAUGCGUUGCGUUCCACAUUCUGUAAAUAUAUUUUCAAACUAUAGUCGAAUGGACAUUCUGAUACAUUCAGGAGGAAUGCAGAUAUCAUACCACUCAAUGCUUUCAUUGACUGGUCCUAUUAAAGGAAUGGCGCGACUACCUGGUCUAAGCUUAACACCAACACAAAUAUUCUUUCUAGUCUCCGGUCAGGAACUAUGUGCUGAAUCGAAUUACUUGGGAAUCGAUAUAAGCGCUCCAGAGUUCGAUAAUAUAUUGGGUUGGCUCGUAGCCCAAGGUGGAAGUGCAACGGAAGUUUUCAAGUGUCCAUCUGGAUCUAUGAUUAAUAUACAAAAAACAUGCAAUGUGCUUUAAAUAUUAUAUGGUUACCAUAUAGACUAUCGGAUUAGAGUUAAAAAACAUUAAUUUUAGAGAAUCAACUAUAGUGAUUACGUUUAGAUUAUUAAUUUGGCGAUGCACUUUAUUAAUCUGUUGUCAUGUUUAAGAAAUCAAAUCGUGUUUUCCCAUGAUUAUACCCGAUACUCAAAGAGAAUAGGGAAUACUCAAAAAGAAUAUAAUUUUUGUCUAAAUGUAUGUAACGGCCAGAAGGAAGCAUUUCCGACACCAUGGUGGAUAUAUCUUAUUGAUCAGCAUCAAUAGCCGGGACCACAUACAUACAUAUGUAGGUAUUUCUGUCCGAUUCUCCGUCCCGUUUGACGUCUUGUUCUAUAGACUAUACGAGCAAGAGAACAAAAUGUUGUGUACAGACUCACAGUGAUUUAAGUUUGUUUCGAAAUUUUGCCAAACACCUUACCGCUCCUUAAAAAGGAUAAGAGGAUUUGAGGAUAAGAGUACACGGAAAACUCCGAAUCAUAAAAUGAUUCUCUUGUUCUUUCUCGUAUAGGUAGUUUGAUGGUGGAACAAGAGAGGGAGAAACAGAGGGCGAGAGAAAUGUAAUGGAAGCUUAGGUGCAAAGAGGUUAAACAAAUUAAAUAACUACUACUAUCACUAUUCUGCACGCUCUCCAAACAAUUGCUCGCAAAAUUUAGAUUGCAUAUAAACUAACGGAGUACCGGGUAUUAUAGUGUCGCAAUUAACGUCAAGGCUUAUUUUUAUUUGU
Molecule: messenger RNA, 3130 nt
Organism: Drosophila persimilis
Lineage: Eukaryota; Metazoa; Arthropoda; Insecta; Diptera; Drosophilidae
Product: neprilysin-2
Exons: 11
Coding region: 130-2385 (751 amino acids)
Biological process (GO): protein processing
Cellular component (GO): plasma membrane
Molecular function (GO): metalloendopeptidase activity
Source: RefSeq, a predicted model, not a curated record